Messenger RNA from Ilyonectria robusta, 1848 nucleotides. RefSeq names its product Carboxylesterase. Bases 1 to 1848 code for a protein of 615 amino acids. The transcript has 4 exons. The record is from RefSeq and is a predicted model, not a curated record. Lineage: Eukaryota; Fungi; Ascomycota; Sordariomycetes; Hypocreales; Nectriaceae.
AUGAGAACUCAUCGGGUUCUAGCGACCUUACACCUUGCCGUGUCCUCUGUCCUGGGGAACUCAGGCCCCGUUGUGAAACUCUCCGCCGGUACCGUUCACGGAGGAAAAUGCUCCAAUGGGCAGACAAAUUUGUUCGAGGGCAUCCCAUAUGCUCAACCUCCCGUCGGGAAGUUGAGGUUCAUGCCGCCACAACCACUCAAAGAUUCAUACGACGGAGGAUCUCUGGAUGCUACAAAGGCCCCUCCAAUUUGCAUUCAGUUUCCUUCAAGCCUCGAUGUAACCGACCAGCCGGCUUCUGAAGAUUGUCUGUACUUGGAUGUCUAUGUUCCCUCCAAUGCCACCUCUAACUCAGCGCUGCCCGUCAAGGUCUGGGGAUAUGGAGGCGCUAAUGAGGCUGGUUCGCUUUCCUACCCGCUCUACAAUUCCUGCAACCUGGCACAAGAUGCCAUUGUCGUAACCUUCAACUACCGACUAGGUUCUCUAGGCUUUCUUGGCCUCGAGACCGCCGGGAUCAAAGGAAACAUGGCUAUUCAAGACUACCUAGCUGCACUUCGAUGGGUCAAGUCUAACAUCGCUGCGUUUGGCGGUGAUUCCUCAACUGUUGUACUGUUUGGUCAAAGCGCUGGUGGCGACGAUACAUUUACAGUUUCAACCCUGCCAGAGGCGAAGUCACUCAUCUCUGCUGCGAUUCUAGAGUCUGGAGGAGGCCAGGACUUAACAUCAAAGUCUCUUGCCCAGUACUGUGGAGAGAGUUAUGCUACGACGCUGAAUUGCAGUAUUCAUGAUUCGGUUGCGGAACUCAGGGAAGCGUUUACGACUACCCCGGCACUUCUCGAUCCCAGCCUGAAUGGCGACAACCUUGCGGCAAUCUAUGGCUUUAACUUGCCGAACAUCACGAAUCUGAAUUCUGCAAUUCUGGAUGGGGAGAUCAUCAAGGAAGAGCCUCUGAAGGUUGGAUCUCAAGUGCCUAUUAUUGGAGGAUCCGCCGAGUUAGACUCUUCACUCUUCGUCCUUCCAGUUUUUCUGGGAACCGGCGAGCCCAUAACAGAAGCUAAUUACACGGAGUUUCUGGCGCGAUGGGGCUCCCUGGGUCCUGUUAUUGGUAAAGAGUACCCCCUCUCGCUCUUCAAUGCCUCGGGCUCGACAGAAGAGGCCGUGAUGGCGGCGAUCACCCACAUUGCCACUGUUUCUAGCUACGGCUGUCAAACAUACCGAGCCCUUCGAGCUGCCGUUGCUGCAGGCACGCCAACUUUUGCCUAUCGGUUUGAUCACACCCCUUCCUUCCCUUGGUUAUGGAUCAACGGCACUGCAUUCCCCGGAAAAUAUGCCAAAUAUUUCGGGGCUACUCAUACGUCAGAAUUGCCCUUCGUCUUUGGCAAUCUUGACGACCAGCCUUGGGGUAAUGGCACUGCGAAUGGCACCACCGUCGAGAGGGAAAUGAGUCGUACCUUGAUAGAGGCUUGGACCGCUAUGGCUGCGAAAGGAAACCCAUCGACUGUGCGCCAGCAUUGGCCUCGAUUUGGCAAAUGCCAGGACACGGGUCUUUACAUCCAGGAUGGUUUCAAGUCUACGUCUCUUGACUUCACCGAGUGCCAGUUCUGGGAUGCAAUCUGGGCUAAACUUGGAGCUUACAAUGUCCCUUGGCCAUCAAAGACGGAAUGCCCUUCAAACUCCACGGGCUCCUCUGCCCCUACCAAGAGUGUUGGAACUGUGGGCGCGUCGGCCACCGGCACACCUGACUCUUCGCCAUCCGCCCCGACUCAUAGCACGAGUGUAGCAGGAAGAACAGUGGAAAGGUUUGGUAUGGCUGGGGUUUUCUGCGUAGUUGCAAUCGCUCUUGCGGUUUAG